CUGUCCAGCAGAGUAAUCAAAUGCAAGAAGAACUGAUCGUCUACAUUCUGAGUGCUGUCCUUGGCAAGACCUCUGUAAGAUACUGUAUGCUUCCUCCACCCCAGACAUUCUUCUGGGGUCCAUCUGAGGUCAGCAGUGUGAAGAUGACCGGUGCCUUCUUAGCAUGACGACCUUGGACCAUGUGAUUGCUACCCGUCAGUCAGAGUGGGUCUCCUUCAAUGAAGAGCCACUCUUUCCUGUCCCUUCUGAGGGGGGAGCUGAGGAACAACUCCCGGGACUGUCAUCUUCCUCAGACCAGUCUGAGAGCUCCUCUGCGGAAAACCAGGCAGUGGAUGGAGGCUCUCGGGACCUUUCCCACUCAGAGCAAGAUGAUUCCUCUGAAAAGAUGGGCCUCAUCUCUGAAGCAGCUUCUCCUUCUGGGAGCCCUGGACAGCCCCCACCUGACCUGGCCUCGGCCAUCAGCAACUGGGUUCAAUUUGAAGAUGACACACCCUGGGCCAGCACCUCACCACUGCAUCAGGAAACAGCCCUCACACUGGCCAUGCCCUGCUGGACGUGCCCGUCCUUUGACUCCCUGAGGAGAUGCCCUCUGACCUCCGAGAGCAGCUGGACCACCCGUUCUGAAGACACCAGCAGUCCUAGCAUUGGGCCUUCGUACACAGACCUGCAGCUCAUCCAUGCAGAGGAGCAGAUAAGCAGCAGGGCUUCCGGGGCUGACUCAACUGAUAAUUCUUCCUCACUUCAGGAAGAUGAAGAGGUAGAGAUGGAAGCCAUCAGCUGGCAAACCAGCAGUCCACCCAUGAAUGGGCACCCGGCCCCUCCAGUGACCUCUGCUCGUUUCCCCAGCUGGGUCACUUUUGAUGACAAUGAAGUCAGCUGCCUUUUGCCACCAGUCACCUCUCCUCUGAAGCCAAAUACAUCACUCGUGACACCUGUGACUCCAGUUGUACCUUAUAACUCAACUGGGUCAUUCAAGAGGGAUCGUCCCAAGAGCACUUUGAUGAGCUUCUCCAAAGUUCAGAAGCUGGACAUUUCCUCCCUAAACCAUCCACCCUCUGCAACUGAGGCACCACCUUGGAGGGCCACCAAUCCUUUUUUGAAUGAGACACUCCAGGAUGUCCAGCCUUCCCCUAUCAACCCUUUCAGUGCUUUCUUUGAGGAACAGGAGAGGCGCUCCCAAAAAAGUUCCAUUUCCAGCACCACAGGGAAGAGCCAAAGAGAUUCCCUCAUUGUCAUCUACCAGGAUGCCAUCAGUUUUGAUGAUUCAAGCAAAAACCUGUCCCACUCUGAUGCUGUUGAAAAACUCAAACAGCUCCAGAUCGAUGAUCCCGAUCACUUCAGCACUGCAGCACUCCCUGACGAUGACCCAAUAGCCUGGAUUGAACUAGAUGCUCACUCACCUAGCUCAGCACUGACUCAGCCCAGAGAUGGCUGGCCGAUGAUGCUCAGGAUCCCCGAGAAGAAAAACAUCAUGUCCUCCAGGCACUGGGGACCGAUCUACAUCAAACUGACAGACACUGGUUACCUGCAGCUAUAUUAUGAGCAGGGCCUAGAAAAACCAUUCCGUGAGUUCAAACUGGAGAUCUGCCAUGAGGUUUCAGAACCUCGGCUUCAAAACUAUGAUGAGAAUGGUAGGAUCCACAGCUUGCGGAUAGACCGCGUUACCUACAAAGAGAAGAAGAAAUAUCAACCUAAACCCGCUGUGGCCCACACAGCAGAGAGGGAACAAGUGAUUAAGCUGGGCACCACCAAUUAUCAUGACUUCCUGAGCUUCAUCCGUGCAGUUCAGGACCGGCUCAUGGAUCUGCCAGUAUUGUCAAUGGACUUGAGCACCGUUGGCUUGAACUAUCUUGAAGAGGAGAUUACAGUGGAUGUCAGAGAUGAAUUCUCUGGUAUUAUACGCAAAGGAGACAACCAAAUUCUCCAGCACCAUGUCUUGACUCGGAUCCACAUUCUGAGUUUCCUUUCUGGGCUUGCUGAAUGCCGAUUGGGCCUCAAUGACAUUCUCAUCAAAGGAAAUGAAAUCGUUUCCCGGCAAGACAUCAUGCCCACCACGACCACCAAAUGGAUUAAACUCCAUGAGUGCCAUUUUCACGGGUGCGUGGAUGAGGAUGUGUUCAACAACUCUCGGGUUAUUCUCUUCAACCCUUUGGAUGCUUGCCGGUUUGAGCUGAUGCGGUUCAGGACAGUGUUUGCUGAGAAGACCUUGCCUUUCACACUCAGGACAGCAGCAAGCAUCAGUGGGGCAGAAGUGGAGGUGCAGAGCUGGCUGAGAAUGUCACCAGGCUUCUCCUCCAACCGUGACCCUCUCACUCAGGUUCCCUGUGAGAAUGUAAUGGUGCGUUACCCAGUGCCCAGUAAGUGGGUGAAAAACUUCCGUAGGGAAAGUGUCCUGGGGGAGAAGUCUUUGAAAGCCAAAGUGAACCGAGGGGCGAGUUUUGGCUCAGCUAGCAUCUCUGGCUCCGAGCCUGUCAUGAGAGUAACUCUGGGGACUGCCAAGUAUGAGCAUGCCUUCAACUCCAUUGUGUGGAGGAUAAACCGACUGCCUGACAAAAACUCAGCUUCUGGCCACCCACACUGUUUCUUUUGCCACCUUGAACUUGGCUCUGACCGGGAAGUGCCUUCCAGCUUUGCCAAUCAUGUGAAUGUGGAGUUCAGCAUGCCCACGACUUCUGCCUCCAAAACUGCUGUAAGAUCCAUCUCUGUGGAAGACAAGACUGACGUCAGGAAGUGGGUCAAUUAUUCUGCACAUUACAGCUACAAGGUGGAAAUUGAGCAAAGAAAGAGUUUGAAACCAGACUUUGAAGGAGAUGAAACAGAAAAUCCCAAGCCUAAAUUGUAUAGAUCUGUGAUUGAAGAUGUUAUUAAUGAUGUGAGGGACAUCUUUCUGGAUGAUGGAGUGGAUGAACAAGUCUUGAUGGAACUAAAAACUCUGUGGGAGAGUAAACUGAUGCAAUCUAGGGCAGUAGAUGGAUUUCAUUCAGAAGAACAGCAGCUUUUAUUGCAAGUUCAGCAACAGCAUCAACCCCAGCCGCAGCAACACCACCACCACCACCACCAUCAGCAAGCUCAACCUCAGCAGACAGUACCUCAGCAAGCACAGACCCAGCAGGUCCUUAUUCCUGCAUCACAGCAAGCUACAGCACCACAAGUCAUUGUUCCUGAUUCUAAGCUGAUACAACAUAUGAAUGCCUCAAACAUGAGUGCUGCUGCUACAGCUGCUACCUUGGCACUCCCUGCAGGUGUGACUCCUGUUCAACAAAUACUAACAAAUUCAGGCCAGCUUCUUCAGGUGGUCAGAGCAGCCAAUGGUGCCCAGUAUAUCUUUCAGCCUCAGCAGUCAGUAGUUCUACAACAACAGGUUAUACCACAAAUGCAGCCUGGUGGUGUACAAGCUCCUGUCAUACAACAGGUUCUAGCCCCUCUUCCUGGAGGAAUUUCACCCCAGGCAGGUGUCAUCAUCCAGCCUCAGCAAAUCUUGUUUACAGGAAAUAAGACUCAAGUUAUUCCUACGACAGUGGCAGCACCUACUGCAGCACAAGCACAGAUCACUGCAGCUGGUCAGCAGCAACCACAGGCACAGCCCACGCAGCAGCAAGCUCCAUUGGUCUUACAAGUGGAUGGAACUGGAGACACAUCAUCUGAGGAAGAUGAAGACGAGGAAGAAGACUAUGAUGAUGAUGAAGAGGAAGACAAAGAGAAAGAUGGAGCUGAAGAUGGGCAGGUGGAAGAAGAGCCCCUCAAUAGUGAAGACGAUGUGAGUGAUGAGGAAGGGCAGGAGCUCUUCGACACAGAAAAUGUUGUUGUAUGCCAGUAUGAUAAGAUACACAGAAGUAAAAACAAAUGGAAAUUUCAUCUUAAGGAUGGCAUUAUGAAUCUUAAUGGAAGAGAUUAUAUAUUUUCCAAAGCCAUUGGUGAUGCAGAAUGGUGAAGAGUUGCUGCUUUUCUUUUAUAAAUAAAAGAAACUUAAAAAAAUUUAAAGUGGAUGGUUUAAAACUUGGACAUAUACCAACCAAAACUUCACUUCUGCAUGUCAGAAAAGUGCAGUAGAAGAAAAGCUACUGGAACAAAGAUAGACCUUGACAACAUAGACACUACUUCUAACUGGCAAGCCAUGGAACUGUAGUACCUGGAGUUGUUGGGGUGGGAGGUUGGGUUUUGUGUAGGAAAAUCAUAAUUGUCAAUUUUAAAUACAGGAACUUGGCACCGGUAAUUAGCAUGUAAAGCUUUGUCUAUACUCCUUCCUCCAACUUGUGUUCAAUUAGAAGACACUUGUUGGAAUGAACUGAAGAAACUUCCUUUUGAUAGAUUGAAAUGAAACUGCUUAUUGUAUGUGGUUAUAUUUGGUAAAAAUUAUGUGUGAGCUUUUUACAAAAGGGUAAGAAUUACGGUGUUGAAUUUUAAUUCACUUGUAUAAGAAAACAAUUUAAAACUCUCAUAGUAGGUCUUAAAAUUUUUUACCUGUUAUUCUCCCUCAGUAAUAUAUACCUCUUCCCUGCUUUAUGAAACAUCUAUUUAAGAGUUUAAAGAAGUGUAAUCAGUGGUGACAGUUUGGAGACAAAAUUUGACCCAGAAAUGGGUAUUUAUUUUAAUUAGGUUUUCAUACUUUAAAAACUUGAGUUUUAGUUAAGUGAAAUUAAAGUAACAACUUUACUUACAGAAAAACUGUUUAGUCCUAUACUUUAAACAGAAACCCCUAAUUGGUUCCUCAGGAAUACAUUUUUAUUUCUUAACGAUAUCAUCUGACUAAAAUUGUAUGUAUUUGAGUAUAUGAAGGUUUUUCUUGUUGGGCUGAAGUGUAUGCUUAUAUAUGCAUUUAGUCCUUAAAUGUUCAGAUAUCAUUCUGUACAUUGAAGCAUAAGGACAGGUGGUGAGGACCUGGAUUUUUAUUAAACAAUUUAGUAAUUAUAAAAGUUUCUUGUGUUUACUAGUAAAGAAUUUAAAAACUUAUUAUUUUAAUUGAACAAGUUUUUUAAAAGCAACUUUGUAAUUUGAGGGGGACAUGGGGGGGGUUGAGGGAGGUGGGCCACUGAGUACAUAUUUACCUCUCUUUCACUGGGUGGCUCAUCCAGGCCAUUGAUAAGAUAGAUUUGGGCUCCAGUUUGCACAUUGGGAAGAAGCAUAGAAAUUUGAGUGUAUAGUAAAAGAAAUUUAGUAUGUAUAUUAAGAAUGCAAAGCUCUGUAUUUCUGUAAGGGCUUUUGAAGAACAAUUUGGCAGUAUUUUCUUCAGCUGCCUGGGAGAACUGCAGAAACACUCUACUUUUGUGUUCUCAGAACUAAUUUGAUUUCUCAUGGUUUUUCUUGAUAAAAUUCAUAGGUGUUUAAGUCACUUGUAUAUUGAUUUUUUUGUCUUCCAAUUUUGUCUUAUUUGCCUUUAUGUGUUUCCAGAAGUUAGAGUAAAGUAUAUUACAGAGGAGGAAACUGUGAGGUAGUGUAUUUUAUUUUCAACACAAAUCUUUCUAAAAGUCUAAUGAAAAAAAAAAUUUUUUUUUUUUUUGUCUACUUCUUACCCCUCUUACCAACCUGAUCUUUUUAAUUUUAAAUUUUGACCUUUGGUGUAAAUGGUGGUAUCUAGCAUGUUAGGAUUUAUUUAGACGCCACCAGUGGUAAUGCAGCUUUUAUUUUGAAAAUAGAUUACCUUUUAAGGGGUAGUUUAUUUACCCCACUACACUCAAAGCACACACAAUUUUUGUUUUUCUGUAUUAAUAAGACUGGGAAAAGAAAAGGAAGGGAGUAAAGUCACAGAAGUCUUGUUCCAUUGUCCUCCAUAUGGCUAUUAGGCUUGUAUUUACUUAAUGACGUGAACUACCUAUGAAAGUGCAGCAGUGCUGCAGUGUUGUGGAAGUUUCAACCCUUUGGCUCUCUAGUAGUUCUGACGCUACUGAACUUUGGAAUACUGUAUGAUGUUUAGCUCAUGUCUUGGCCUUCUUUGUAGACAAACAUUCAUAUUCAUAGUUGCAUUGUAUACUGGCCUGUUACUGUAACUGUUUUCAGACAUGAACAACCACUGCUUUCAGAGUGACUCACUAGUGUUAUUUUGAAGCAGGAAAUAACCAUUUGUAUUUGCACCUGCGUGCUGCAUAUUAAUUAUAGCAUACUUGCAAGUGCUUUUCUUUUACCUGUAAAAAUUCUGAAAGCUGGUCCAAACAACACUGCAUAUCAAGUUGUAUUCUUACAUAUUACUGCAUUAUGCUCCUUUUAAUCAAAUAGCAUGUUUUAGUUUUACUAUAGUGUCUUUUGCUCUACGAAUGUCACUUCCUUUGAAUUCUUAAUCGUGCUUUUAACAUUAUAUUUAACAAAUUAUUUUGUUAGGUUACAUUAAAAUGUCAUUCCUUUGAAAAGGCAAGGGAUUCCUUCAGGAUUUUAAAACGAAAGUAGUUUGUUCAUCUAACAGGGGAAAACAGUUCUGAGUUGGUAUUAAGAAAAUAAGCAGUGGUUUCAGAAGAGGAUUUAUUUAGAUUUGCACAGAUGUUGAUGGCACCUUUUAUUUAAAAAAAAUUAACAGUCCACAGUGCAGAGGAGAAUUGACACAAAAUGAGGGAAGUGUGGAAGUGUGUGCCUUUCAGUAUCCACACUCUUGAUUGGUGGUCGUUUUUCGAGUCGGACCCCUUGAAUGCCUGAGCACAUUUAAUUUCUGUGGAGUGCCACGCGUGGCUAAAACAACUCUUUAAUGUGCAAUUAGUUUCUAGAACAAAAUGUCUGUUUGUGAGGGGUAUCUUUAUAUUGGGCUUUUAUAUUUUUUGAAAUACAUUUCUGUUAAAUGUCACCAUGUCACAUUUACACUGUUGCCUUUUAAAAAUCAAAGCCACUGAUACUCUGAUUAUUACAUCAAGAUUUGAGCAGUAUGUAUAGUGAUUGUGUUCUUAAUAAGCAUAAUAGACUGCUUUUAGAAAAUAAGAACAUAAAAAUAUAGCUUUUGUAUAAAGACUUUCUUUUGCUAUAGUGAAUAUCGAGGAUUUUUUUCCCCUGACUUUUAGGGAGGAAUGAAAAGAAAUGUCGCCCUCUAAAAGUAAUUUUUUUUUAUCUCAUAGCAAUAAUGUCACCAUUAUUAUCAGAGAGUAAAUAUGCCUUGUAUGGAAAACAGACAUGAUUUCCUCUUGGGAAUUCCCUUUAUAACUUUAGUAUUUUUUUCCAUAUGAGAAAGUUCCUAUAUUUUCAGAUUAUUUCACCUUGAACUUUUUUGAGCUUUUGUGCAAUGUUUUAUUGAUCUGUUUUUGUAUAUUUUCAUUUCACCUCAUGUCUGUCCUCUUCCUUUUUGAAUCAGCUAUAGCACAUUUUGAGUGUAUUGGUUUAAAAAGUAGUUUUACUUGUUUCUUCAUGAGUUUGUGUUAGUUUUAAUCUUAUGCUAUGGAAAUUAUUCUGAAAUUUAUAUUCUUGAAGCCUGCCUUAGUCUAUCAUUUGUCAUUUUCUGUGGUUUAAGGAAGAACACUUCAGACAAUAUUUUGUGUAACAUUUUGAGGAACAAAAACUUUUUUGCCUUCCCUUUUAAGGGAAGACCUACAUUCAGUUAGCAUCCGUUCUUUCAGUUAAGUUUCCUUAAAUCGUCCAGCAUGUGUUAGUGCUAGACCUGGGGGAAGGAGCUAACCCUUUUUACUGUUCUGAGCUACUAUUGUCACCUGCUGUUGUACAUACUGUUGUGUGUAAGGACAUAAAUAUAUUUAUUAUGUUUGUAAAAUUCAUUCUGUACAAUUGCAGAUCAAGGUUGCUCUUCUGUGAUAUAUGGGAUAUUAUGUUUUAAAGACCAUCUUGAAAUACAAUUAGAGAACUUAGUAUUUUGAUGUACUAAGACCUAUUUUAAGUUUAAUAUUUUACCUUUGCAAAAACUUUAAUUAAAGAUGUUAUUUAAAAAAAAUGUUGCUUGCUUUGCUUACUAGUCUACUAUUGUUACACAGAUAAUAAAAUCAUAAAAGUUAAGAAAGGAAAAUGCUUUACCUUGUUAAUGAGGAUACAUUUAACAAAAAUAAGGGCAUCAUUAAAUCUUGUACUUUUAAAAUAUGUUGUUUUGAAUGUUAGUCUCGAUUAUUAAACUUGCAAAUUCUUAAUAGCUUUAAAAAGUUCUAUUUUCAAGGCACACAGGAAUUUAGGUUGGGAUAAGCUCAAACUAAGUGUAAGAAUAUAAAAUUAACGUACUGUAUUACAUGGGUAUUUCUACUCCAAAGCAUAGAUUACUUAGGAUAAAAUUACUCAACAUUGUUUAUUUGUCUAGCUAAAUCCAUUUCUCUUAGUUCAGAGUUUGUAAAUAGUUGCUUAUUAGGAGAAUUGGAUUAUUGAGGUUUAUAUUAUAUACUGAAUAUAUUUUGUGUUAUUUUAGAAAGUAUUAAAUUAGGUAUUUUAAUUUUAUAGUUAAUUCAAAUGAAUCAUAAAGAGCUUGCCUUUUUGUAAUUUUUU
Messenger RNA from Fukomys damarensis (Damara mole-rat), 8388 nucleotides. RefSeq names its product general transcription factor IIA subunit 1 (gene Gtf2a1). Gene Ontology annotation, cellular component: synaptic vesicle; transcription factor TFIIA complex; AP-2 adaptor complex. Gene Ontology annotation, biological process: regulation of endocytosis; transcription initiation at RNA polymerase II promoter; transcription by RNA polymerase II. Bases 164 to 3931 code for a protein of 1255 amino acids. Lineage: Eukaryota; Metazoa; Chordata; Mammalia; Rodentia; Bathyergidae. Gene Ontology annotation, molecular function: clathrin-cargo adaptor activity. The transcript is spliced from 14 exons. The record is from RefSeq and is a predicted model, not a curated record.